Molecule: messenger RNA, 3428 nt
Organism: Perkinsus marinus ATCC 50983
Lineage: Eukaryota; Perkinsozoa; Perkinsida; Perkinsidae
Exons: 1
Coding region: 1-3153 (1050 amino acids)
Biological process (GO): proton transmembrane transport; NADPH regeneration
Cellular component (GO): plasma membrane
Molecular function (GO): NADP binding; NAD binding
Source: RefSeq, a predicted model, not a curated record
AUGCGAUUCUUCAUCUACGCCAUCUCGUGCGCUGUAGCAGCUGCUACCGAACUGAGAGGGAGCACCGUCGAGCUCCCCGCUAUCCAGGAUGAGAGUGCCAGUCUCAUCUCUAUGAACGAGGCUGCUGUCGUCUUCGUUGGCAUGUGUUUCAUGUAUGCUUUGAGGGGUCUUGGUUCUCCUGAGACUGCCACUAAGGGUAACAUGGCCGGUGUCAUCGGUAUGCUUGUUGCCAUCAUCUUCGCCUGCUUCGACCCCCGCUUCACUCAUCAUUCGGGUGUUCUUGCUAUCAUCUGCUUUGUCAUCGCGGCUGUCUGUGGUCUUUGGCUCUCGUCUAAGGCUACUAUGAUUGUGAUGCCUCAGAUGGUCGCUGGCUUCCAUGCUAGUGUCGGUUUUGCUGCCGUUAUGGUCGCCUACGCUCGUUACUUCGAUGCUCAGGAGAUGAUGAACGCUGGCCACUUGGUCGAGACUAUGAUUGGUAUCUUCUUCGGUGCCAUGACUCUCACCGGUUCCAUUGUUGCUUGUGGCAAGUUGCAGGGUGUUAUUCGCUCUAAGGCUCUCCUGCUUCCCUUCCGUCACUGGAUUAACGCUGGCAUCUGCCUCGCUUCCAUCCUGCUCACCGUUUGGUUGUGCAUGGUUGGUAAGGGUACCACUACUGGUAUGUGGAUCAUUAUUGCCACCACUAUUAUCUGCCUUUAUCUCGGUUGGGCUCUCGUCAUGUCCAUUGGUGGCGCUGAUAUGCCUGUUGUUGUCUCCAUGUUGAACUCCUACUCCGGUUGGACUACCGUUGCCUGUGGUUUCAUGCUUUCCAACACGAUCCUUAUCAUCGCUGGUUCUCUUAUUGGUUCUUCUGGUGCCAUCCUUUCUUACAUCAUGUGCAAGGGUAUGAACCGUUCCUUUACCUCCGUCAUUCUUGGUGGCUUUGGUGUUGAAGAGGGUCACACCGUUGAGGUCACUGGUACCGCUACUGAGACUAAUGUCGAUGAGGUUGCCGAGAAAAUGAUUAACGGCAAGUCUGUCAUCAUUGUUCCCGGCUACGGUAUGGCUGUUGCUCGUUGCCAGCAGACUGUCGCUGGUAUCGCUGACUGCCUCCGCACUCAUGGUGUCAAGGUCCAGUUUGCCAUUCACCCCGUCGCUGGUCGUUUGCCGGGCCAUAUGAACGUUUUGUUGGCCGAGGCUAACGUCCCUUAUGAUAUCGUUAAGGAGAUGGAUGAGGUCAAUCCCGAGUUCCCCACCACGGAUGUGUCUCUCAUUAUCGGAGCCAACGAUAUCGUCAACCCCAUGGCCGUUGAGGAUCUUUCCUCGCCCAUUGGAGGCAUGCCCGUUCUUGAGGUGUGGAAGGCUAAGACCUGCGUCGUCAUGAAGCGUUCCAUGGCCACUGGCUACUCUGGUAUUGAGAAUCCCUUGUUCUACAAGGAGAAUACUCGUAUGCUCUUCGGUAAUGCUCACGAAAAGACACAGGAGUUGCUUGCUGCUCUCCAGGGUCUUGCCAAGGAGAAGAAGGUCACCACCGCUGACAACGCCUCCACUCCCCUUCUUGCUGAGGAGAAGAAGCCUGAGCCCGAGAAGGUUAAGGAGUAUCCUCCGGCUCUCAAGACCAUUGGUGUACUCGAUGAGACUAAGAACAGCGAUGAGACUCGUGUUGCUAUCGCUCCUAAUGUUGUGUCCAAGUUCCGCGAUAUGGGCUUCGCCUUCGUCAUGGAGCGCAACUGUGGUGAGAAGGCUUCUUUCCCCGAUCGCUACUAUGCCGUUGAAGGAUGCAAACUCGUUGACACCGCUGAAGAGGUUUACAAGGCGGCUGAUGUCAUCAUCAAGAUUAACACCUUGACUGAUCAGGACUUCGCCAACCUUCGUCGUGGUCAGGUUGUGGUUACUUACUUGUGGCCCGCCUUCAACCCCGAGUUGCUCAAGACUCUUGCUGCUAAAGGUGUGACUGCCAUGUCUGUCGACGCUGUUCCCCGAAUUACUCGUGCCCAGAAGUUGGAUACUUUGUCCUCUAUGGCCAACAUGGGUGGCUACAAGGCUAUCAUUGAGGCGUUCCAUCUCUUGCCUCGUUUCGCUAAGCCUUUGACCACUGCCGCUGGUAGCGUUCCCGCCGCCAACGUCUUCAUCAUUGGUGCCGGUGUCGCUGGCCUUUCCGCCAUCGGAACUGCUCGCUCUAUUGGUGCUUUGGUUACUGCUAAUGAUACUCGUUCUGUUGUGAAGGAACAGGUUGAGUCCAUGGGCGCCAAGUUCGCCGAGGUACCCUAUAAGGAGGAAGGUGCUGGUUCUGGUGGUUAUGCUAAGGAGAUGUCUGAGGGAUUCCACAAGGCCCAAAUGCAGCUCUACUCUCAGGAGGUUAAGAAGGCUGAUGUUGUUGUCACCACCGCCCAGAUCCCCGGCAAGCCCGCUCCUCUGCUUAUCACCAAGGAGAUGGUUCGCUCAAUGAGGCCCGGCUCUGUUAUUGUCGAUCUUGCCGCUCAGCAGGGUGGUAACUGUGAGCUCACUCAGAAGGACAAGACUUUCCUUGACCCCGAGAGCGGUGUGACCAUCAUUGGCCAGACCAACCUUGCUCGCUUCAUGCCUGCUCAGGCUUCCGAGCUCUUCAGCGCCAACAUGCGUUUCUUGUUCGACCAGAUGAAGGGUGCGGCUGGUGUUGAUGAGGCUCUCGCUCAGCCUGAUGAUGUUAUCGGACCAAUCCGUUGCACUUAUCAGGGACAGGUUACAUGGAAGCCUGUCGCUCGUCCUGCUCCCCCACCGGCCCCUAAGGCCCCUGCUGCCCCCAAGACCGAGGCUCCUGUUGAAGCCGAGAAGAAGCCUCAGACUGCUUUCUCUAAGUGGUUGAACUUCUUCCUCGUUCUCAUUGUUGUCGGUGCUUGCUGUGCUGGUAUCGGUGCUAGUCGUAGCGUCGCUUUGGUUGACCAGAUGAUGUCCUUCGUGAUGGCUGUUAUUGUCGGUUACUUCCUCGUCUGGGGUGUCGACCAUGCCUUGCAUACCCCUCUCAUGUCUGAGACUAACGCCAUCUCUGGUAUCAUCAUCGUUGGCGCCAUGCAGCAGCUCUCUGCUUGCGGUGCUUUCGCUCAGAUUUGUGCCAUCUUGGGUACCUUCGCUGCCGGAUUCAAUAUCUUCGGUGGUUUCUGGAUCACCAAACGCAUGCUUGCCAUGUUCCACCAUUAAACGUUGCCAACUCGACAACUAUCUAUGGCUUUAUUUAGUGUGGGAGUCUCUUGCUUCUCCCUUCCGACUUUGGGCCUGCUGUUACUAUUGUUUACAUCAACCGAUCGAGCAAUGUCGAAGGUGAUUACUGGACUACGUUUGGAGGGGCUCAUUUUUGCACGACCCUCUUGGGGUCAUGCUUGAUCAUUCGAUUGUUGGAUGCGUGCAUUUGCUUAUUUGUCUGGCAUAUGUUUCUUGUUCCUCGCAGCCGGAAUCCUUCAACCUUAUACAAUCGU